UUUAAAAUUUAGCCACGGUUGACCUAAUAUCGGUUACCGAGAAGUACAACUCUCGCGAAAGUUGUCACUUUCCGUUUAAACGUGAAUCUGUCCAAUAGAUAACAGCUGACCUGAUAGCGAGGUCGGCUGCAACCCAUUUAUAGAUAAGAACCAUAAUAACACGCUGCAUGCCGGGAGUUGUUAUGUUAGACGACGACAGUGUCCUGCUGUCAAAACAGUUCGUGCGGUGGUGGUGACCAAAGCUGUGAUCAUGGCGUUGACCCGGCUAGAACGGGCCCAGGUAUGGAUUCUGAGUGCGUGCACGGGCGUGCUCUUUGCGCUCUUUCGACUCCUCUCUCCCAGGCGGUCCCGUGGAUUCACCAAACUUCUUCCGGUCACCAACCCUCUGCUGAUGAUGUCUGCGAUGCAGCUCGCGCAAAGGAUUCGUCGGAGAGAGGUGUCGAGCGUGGAGGUGGUGCAGGCCUACAUUGACAGGAUUCAGGAGGUGAACCCGCUGCUCAAUGCUAUGGUGCAGGACAGGUUUGCAGCAGCGUUGCUAGAGGCAGCCCAGGUGGACAAGUUGAUCGAGGAGGAGACCGGGGGAGAGGAUGUUCUGGAGGAUAGACUUCCCCUGCUGGGGGUCCCCCUCACUGUCAAAGAGGCCUUCGCUCUACGGGGCAUGCCUAACACCGCAGGUGUGGUUUCCCGGCGCGGGGUCCUUUCAGUGGGGGACGCCCCUCCCGUGGCCCUGUUAAAGAGGGCCGGGGCCAUCCCCCUGGGGGUCACCAACUCCAGCGAGCUCUGCAUGUGGUCCGAGUCCCACAACCACCUAUACGGCAUUUGCAAUAACCCCUAUGACCAGGAGAGGACACCAGGCGGCAGCUCAGGUGGAGAGGGUAGUAUACUUGGCGGUGGAGCAUCGGUGAUCGGGAUAGGUUCUGACAUCGGUGGAAGUAUCCGUAUGCCGUGCUUCUUCAAUGGCGUUUUUGGCCAUAAAACCACACCAGGUGUAAUAUCUAAUGAUUGUCAGUACCCCCCUGCCUCUGGUUGUCAUGAGGACUACCUCAGUACUGGCCCCAUGUGUCGUUAUGCUGAGGACCUUCUGCCCAUGCUCAGGAUCAUGGCUGGACCCAAUGCUUACAAAUUGUCUUUGUCCGUUGAGGUGGAUCUGAGGAACCUGCGUUUCUUCUCUAUCCCUCACGAUGGAGGCUCUCCUCUGGUGAGUGCUGUAGAUGAACAGCUCCUUCAAGCCCAGAGGAGGGUGGUGGAGCGGCUCGAGUCUGACCUAGGGGUCAAGGUUCAGGAGGUGCGUCUCUCUGGGCUCAAAUAUGGCUUCCAGAUCUGGGAUACGUACAUGGGGCUCCCCGACAAGGAGGGCAAGCGCCCCACACCCUUCCAAGUGUUGAUGGGGGAACCAGGGAGGCCGGUGUGGCCAGUGUGGGAGCUGGCCAAGUGGAUGAUGGGAAGGUCCCCUCACACCAUGGCUGCUAUUGGCCUGGCCCUGGUAGAGAUUACCAGCUCAUCCAAGCCCUCUCCCUUCAUCCUGAAGCAGAAAGAGAAGCUACAGAAGGAGAUGGAGGAGCUGUUGGGUACAGACGGGGUUCUCCUGUACCCCACCCACCCUCACCUCGCCCCCAAACACCACCACCCCCUCUUCACACCCUUCAACUUCGCCUACACAGGGGUCAUCAACAUCCUGGGGCUGCCUGUGACCCAGUGCCCUUUGGGGUUGAGUGUAGAGGGUCUUCCCCUGGGGGUGCAGGUGGUGACUGGGAAGCACCAGGAUCGCCUGUCCCUAGCCAUGGCCCUCUACCUGGAGAAGACCUACGGAGGCUGGAGAGACCCUGGAGCCGCCUGACCUGUCCUGUAUCUAUAAAGCAUUGCAGGGUAGGACUCUUA
Molecule: messenger RNA, 1878 nt
Organism: Salvelinus sp. IW2-2015
Lineage: Eukaryota; Metazoa; Chordata; Actinopteri; Salmoniformes; Salmonidae
Gene: faah2b
Product: fatty acid amide hydrolase 2b
Cellular component (GO): endomembrane system
Source: RefSeq, a predicted model, not a curated record